Messenger RNA from Homo sapiens (human), 3101 nucleotides. RefSeq names its product ankyrin repeat and death domain containing 1A (gene ANKDD1A). Gene Ontology annotation, biological process: signal transduction. The coding region runs from base 30 to 1598 and encodes 522 amino acids. The transcript is spliced from 15 exons. The record is from RefSeq and is marked validated. NCBI's taxonomy places the organism in Eukaryota, Metazoa, Chordata, Mammalia, Primates, Hominidae.
AGCGCGCGCAGGGGCUGCGGAGCGGCAGGAUGCAGGAGGAGCUGGCGUGGGAGACCGACGGCCUGCUUCCUCUGGAGAGGCAGCUCCACGAGGCCGCCCGCCAGAACAAUGUCGGCAGGAUGCAGGAGCUGAUUGGGAGGAGGGUUAACACCAGGGCCAGAAACCACGUGGGCAGGGUGGCCCUGCACUGGGCUGCAGGUGCAGGGCACGAGCAGGCUGUGCGUCUGCUUCUGGAGCACGAGGCUGCUGUGGACGAGGAGGAUGCGGUAGGGGCCCUCACAGAGGCACGUCUGUGUUUUGGGAUGAAUGCGCUUCUCCUGUCUGCCUGGUUCGGCCACUUACGAAUCCUCCAGAUCUUGGUAAACUCAGGGGCCAAGAUCCACUGUGAGAGCAAGGAUGGCCUGACCUUACUGCACUGCGCAGCCCAAAAAGGCCAUGUGCCUGUGCUGGCGUUCAUAAUGGAGGACCUGGAGGAUGUGGCCCUGGACCACGUAGACAAGCUGGGGAGGACGGCGUUUCACAGGGCAGCUGAGCACGGGCAGCUGGAUGCUCUGGACUUCCUCGUGGGCUCUGGCUGUGACCACAAUGUCAAAGACAAGGAGGGGAACACUGCCCUUCAUCUGGCUGCUGGUCGGGGCCAUAUGGCUGUGCUGCAGCGACUUGUGGACAUCGGGCUGGACCUGGAGGAGCAGAAUGCGGAAGGUCUGACUGCCCUGCAUUCGGCUGCUGGAGGAUCCCACCCUGACUGUGUGCAGCUCCUCCUCAGGGCUGGGAGCACCGUGAAUGCCCUCACCCAGAAAAACCUAAGCUGCCUUCACUAUGCAGCCCUCAGUGGCUCGGAGGAUGUGUCUCGGGUCCUCAUCCACGCAGGAGGCUGCGCCAACGUGGUUGAUCAUCAGGGUGCCUCUCCUCUGCACCUCGCUGUGAGGCACAACUUCCCUGCCUUGGUCCGGCUCCUCAUCAACUCCGACAGUGACGUGAAUGCCGUGGACAAUAGGCAGCAGACGCCCCUUCACCUGGCUGCAGAGCACGCCUGGCAGGACAUAGCAGAUAUGCUCCUCAUUGCUGGGGUUGACUUAAACCUGAGAGAUAAGCAGGGAAAAACCGCCCUGGCAGUGGCCGUCCGCAGCAACCAUGUCAGCCUGGUGGACAUGAUCAUAAAAGCUGAUCGUUUCUACAGAUGGGAGAAGGACCACCCCAGUGAUCCCUCUGGGAAGAGCUUGUCCUUUAAGCAGGACCAUCGGCAGGAAACACAGCAGCUCCGUUCUGUGCUGUGGCGGCUGGCCUCCAGGUAUCUGCAGCCCCGUGAGUGGAAGAAGCUGGCAUAUUCCUGGGAGUUCACGGAGGCACAUGUCGACGCCAUCGAGCAACAGUGGACAGGCACCAGGAGCUAUCAGGAGCACGGCCACCGAAUGCUGCUCAUUUGGCUGCAUGGCGUGGCCACGGCUGGUGAGAACCCCAGCAAAGCGCUGUUCGAGGGCCUCGUGGCCAUUGGCAGGAGGGACCUGGCUGGCUGGAGUACAAUGGCGAGAUCUCAGCUCACGGCAACCUCCGCCUCCCGGGUUCAAAUGAUUCUUGUGCCUCAGCCUCCCGAGUAGCUGGGAUUACAGGUGCAUGCCAUCACAGCUGGCUAAUUUUUGUAUUUUUAGUAGAGAUGGGGUUUGGCCAUGAUGGCCAGGCUGGAAAAUUGAAACAUAAUUUCACAAUUAUUCCUUUUUCCACCUUAAAUAAUAAGAGUAGAAUACUUUCUGUGUUUUUAUCUUAUACACAUGAAUAAAUGCUAUGGCUUAUCACAGUUACAAUGUGUUUUCUGAAAGUAAAGAUUAUUUUACCUUGAAAUUACAAAAAUUAUUUUCAGUUUUCCAAAAUUCUAUCUUUAAACCUAAAUAAUUCAAUUUCAUGGAUGCACAAAUGUUUAUUGAGAGUCUCAUAUUCAUGCUUUUCUUCACAGCACUAUAAAGUUGGACUUGGAAAAUUUGGACAGCCAUUUGCCAUUGUAAUUUUUAUUCUUUUUUCUCCUGAUUAUUUGACAAAACUUGUAUCCACAUUGUAGCUGUUCAUGUGUCUGCUUCUAUUGCAUAUUGUAAAAUUAUUAACUACUUCCCAAAAUAGUAUUUCUCUCAGCAGAUAUUUCUUUGGUACUACCAUGUAUUGUGUAACUUUUGGGAAAGUAAGGUGGCUUCCCUGCUCUCAGUGAAGCAUUUUAUUAAAAGAAUAAUUAUAAUUAAAAAAACACGAUACAGAUCAGUGCAUAUAGUAUAUUACUAAUAGUAUGCUGUUAAUUGUGUAAGAAAGAAAGGAAAUUAGAAAACAUAUUUGCAUAAAUAAAAGCUAGACAAAGGCUAAGAAACUAAUCAGGUGGUUUCCCUGGGGUAGUAGGAUAAUGGGGAACAGUGGGGCUGGGACCGGGUGGGAGAAAGAGUUCUCAGUGGUUCCUUUCUAUACAGUUUUAACUUUUGAAAUGUGUGAGAGUGUUACUUACUGAAAACUGAAAGGAUAUGACAUGCUGGAACAGGCAAAACUACAAAGACAGUAAAAAGAUCAGUGAUUUCCAGGAGCUGCAAGGGCAGUGAGAGGAAGGGAGGGAUGAGGAGGUGGAGCGCAGGGGAUGUUAGGGCAGUGAAAGGUUCUGUAUGACACUGUGAUGGUGGGUACAUGACAUUGGGCAUUGGUCAAAACCCAUAGCAUGUACAGCACAAAGCGUUUGCUCUAAUGUGAGCUAUGGACUUUAGUUAAUAGUAACGUGUCAAUAUUGGUUCAUCAGUUGUAUCAAAUGUACCACACUGAUGCCAGAUGUUAAUAAUCGGGGAAACUGUGUGUGCUGAAGAGUACGUGGGAGCUCUCUGUGCUAUCUGCUCAAUUUUUCUCUAAACCUAAAACUGUUCUAAAAUAGAAAGUCUGUGAAAAAAAACAAAAGUAAAGUUAUAAAAGGAAAAGAAAACAGAGGCUUUAAAUUAAAUCAUCUAUUCCUUGGGAAAGGUAUUUUGUACCAUAUGGGACUGAAAUCAUUUAUCUGGAUGAAUUUUAUAAAAUGAAUUUUGUAAUUUUUUUCUGAGAAAAAAAAGUUCUUAAAUACAAUAAAAUUGAAAUGUUGAAAUAUA